CUCUCGGCGGGCGCGGCAACGCUGCGCAUCAACGUCGGGGCGGCGGCGGGCGCAGCCAGUAGCGCAACCAUGUACGGCAUCAUGUUCGAGGACAUCAACUUCUCGGGCGACGGCGGGCUGUACGCCGAGCUGAUCCGCAACCGCGCCUUCCAGGGCGCGUCGACGUCGGUGAGCCCGUGGACCGCCGUCGGCGGCGCGCGCCUGUCCCUGUCCACUACCCAGCCGCUGUCGUCGGCUCUGCCCAAGGCGCUGGCUGUGGCCAGCGGGUCGGGCGCCGUCGGCUUCGCCAACCCGGGCUACUGGGGCUUCGACGUCAAGGUCCAGCCGUAUACGGGGUCCUUCUACGUGCUCGGCGACUACGCCGGCAACUUCACGGCGUCGUUCCAAUCGAUCGGGUCCAAAGAAACACUGGGUAGUGUUGACGUCGUGUCGGCUGCCACGUCGGCCGGCUGGGUGCAGCACAGCUUCACGCUGGUCCCGACCAAGGCGGCGGCAAACUCCAACAACACCUUCAGCAUCACGUACAAUGCGUCGGGCGUCAAGGGCGGCUCGCUGAGCUUCAAUCUCGUCAGCCUCUUUCCGCCGACGUACAAGAACCGGCCCAACGGGCUGCGCAAGGACCUGAUGGAGGCGCUGGCGGAGAUGAAGCCGUCGAUUCUCCGGUUCCCCGGCGGCAACAACCUCGAGGGCGAAGCGCCGCCCAACUACUGGAAGUGGCAGAACACCGUCGGACCGCUCAAGGACCGGCCCGGCCGCAUGGGCACGUGGUCCUACCAGAAUACGGACGGGCUGGGGCUGGUCGAGUACAUGCAGUGGUGUGAGGACCUGGGCAUGGAGCCGCUCCUCGCCACAUGGGCCGGGCUGUACCUGGGCGGCUCGCUGACACCGCAGAGCGGGCUGCAGCCGUACGUGGACGACUUCCUCGACGAGCUCGAGUUUCUGAUGGGCGACGCGGCCACGACCAAGUACGGGGCGCAGCGGGCGUCCAUCUUGGGGCACGCGCGGCCGUGGCGCGUCAACUUUGUCGAGAUCGGCAACGAGGACAACCUCAAUGGCGGCCCGGCCUCGUACACGGCCUACCGCUUCCCCAUGUUUUACAAUGCCAUCAAGGCUAAGUACCCCAACAUGACUGUCGUCGCCAGCAUGGAGACCAAGUCGCUGCCCGGCGACGCCGCGCAGGACUACCACACGUACUCGCAGCCCAAGUCCAUGAUCGGCGACUUUGCCAAGUUUGACCGCUACGACCGCAAGCACAAGGUCAUUGUCGGCGAGUACGCCAACAUCAACCGGGACUCGGCGUCCAACAUGUGGAGCAACCGGCCGCUGUAUCCGUUCUGGAAGGGGUCCGUUUCAGAGGCGGUGCUGGCCAUUGGCGCCGAGCGCAACGGCGACGUCGUCAUCGGGCUGACGUACGCGCCGCUGUUCUGCAACCUCAACAGCCACCAGUGGACGCCGGAUCUGAUUGGCGAUGACUGGACAGCGUACACGGCCGACCCCGCGCAGACGGUCAAGAGCACCAGCCACGCCGUCAUCAAGCUCCUCUCCAGCGUACGCAUCACACACCUCCUGUCCAUGACCGGCGACCCACCCAAGCCCGUAUACUACGUGGCAGGCCUCAACGCUGCAACGGGAUCGCGCGUCGUCAAGACAGCCGUGUACGGCAGCCCGAGCGAAGCGGCCGUGUCCAUGACGGUGGCAUUUGCUGGCGACGCCGUGGCCGCCGGCGCCGCGGCCACGCUCACCGUGCUCACGGCGCCCGGUGGCGAGAAUAGCAGCAAUGCCGUCGGAAGCAUCGCUGCCGUCAAGACCGAGACGACGACGCUCACUGCUGGUGCUGGUGGUGUUUUCACGUACUCCCUGCCCGACCUCAGCGUUUCUGUGCUCGAGGUCAAGGGU
Lasiosphaeria miniovina is the source of this 1896-nucleotide messenger RNA. RefSeq names its product putative vacuolar segregation protein. NCBI's taxonomy places the organism in Eukaryota, Fungi, Ascomycota, Sordariomycetes, Sordariales, Lasiosphaeriaceae. The transcript has 7 exons. The record is from RefSeq and is a predicted model, not a curated record. The annotation marks the transcript as partial. Gene Ontology annotation, molecular function: alpha-L-arabinofuranosidase activity. Gene Ontology annotation, biological process: L-arabinose metabolic process.